AUGGGGCGUGCUGAGCCCGCCUGGAGCAAACUUGAGGUGCGCAGCAAGCAUGUGAUCAUCGGCCAAGCUUGCCAAGCUUCUGUGAUUCUGCUGUCGGCUCAGCCUGCCAGCAUCCAAGAGCUUGAGGCAGAUCGAAUCGGAGGCAUGCCGCUGCUCGCGGGGGCCGCGCUGGUGUCGCUGAUCACGGCGGCGCUGGCCAUGGGCUGUGAGGAGUCCCCGCUCCUCGGGAGGUUUUGCAUUGUCGAGGGGCCCGCCCAGUUGGCAGUGGCUUUUGCUCCGUUGCUGCUCGCAUUGAUUGGCCUGGCCUACUGGCUGCGGCAGAGACGGAUGAGGCAGCAGCAUGCAGCUGAGAGAAGCUGGCGCCAGGAUGCGGAGGCGCAACGAAGCGCUGCUGAGCUCUUGGAUGCGUUGCUGGACUCACCGCCGGCAGAGAUUUCCAAGUACUCCCAGCAAGUCCUGCAGAUCAUCCAAGACUUCCCCGAGAAGGCGGUGAUUCAGCACAAGGGCUGGUUGGCCGUGGAGGCCGUGUGCCGCGCACAGAAGGGCAACGCAGCGCAGAUGCAGGCGGCUGGCGCUGUGCCGAUUUUGCUGCAGGCGCUGGAGGAGCACCGGCGCGUGCGGCAAGUGCAGCGAGCAGCGCUGGACGCCCUGUCCUGCAUGGCCAAGGUGGCAAGGCAGCAGAUCUUUGAUCUGGGGGGCAUCCCCAGUGUGCUGGCGGCCAUGACAAAGUUCCGGCGCGACCCAGACGUCCAGGUGUCCGGUGCUUUGGUGCUGGGCGGUCUCUGCAUGAACUCCGACAGUUGCCGGCACUCCGUGGUCAAGUACGGCGGAGUGAACGUGUUGACCGCAGCACUGGAUCGCCACGAGCAGCGGCCAGACGUGCUCAUUGCAGCUGCCGAAACCCUGGCGCUGUUGGCUUCUGGUCGGCACGCAGACAUCCUGCAGCGCAUGAUGCCAUCCCUGCCAAUGGUGCAGGCCAUGGUGAUCAAGCACUCCGAGGCUGAAGGCAGCGAAGCUAAGGUGGUUCUGCGGUCCUUGCAGAAGCUGGAAGCUCAGCUCCUGGGCAGCACGAAGAAGGAGGACGACGAGUGGUCAGAUGCAGGCACCCCUCGGCAGAACGCGCAGAAGGCGGUGGUGCGGAGCGCCCAAGACGAGGUGAAGCAGGUGGCAGAGCUGCACGACCGCUUCAAGCGCUGGAAUGACCGGCGCAAGUAA
Molecule: messenger RNA, 1215 nt
Organism: Effrenium voratum
Lineage: Eukaryota; Dinophyceae; Suessiales; Symbiodiniaceae
Source: the annotation of a GenBank genome assembly